AUGGAAAAGCUUACAAGAGUCGUCAUCCUGACAGCAUUAUGGGGUAUCUGGUCAAUCGGCAGUGGCUACGACCCUGAUGCAGUACCGCAGUGCAGAGAGCCGUCGCUGUGUCUUGUAGGGGAGUUCCAGUGCGGCAAUCUGUCCAAAUGUGUCCCGCAGGCGCUGCAUUGUGACGGCAAGGACGACUGUGGAAACAAUGAUGACGAAAUGUUUUGUGGUAACUUAAAGCUGUCUGACGAAAAAGACCUUACACAUCUAGAAUAUGACGAAGAAGACCUUACACAUCUAGAGUAUCCUGGAGCAGAACUUAGAUACGAGAUGUCUCUCUGUGGAUUGUGUGUAUCGAUAAACAAUGUGUUUUUUCCAGUGUUAGCAACGGUUCCGACACCUUGCUUGUGUGCCCAAAACACAUCCUUGCGCUGCCAGGAACAGAACAUCAGUCAAGUACCAACGGAUAUCCCCGCACAAGUCACACGACUAUUUCUACAAAACAACAUCCUGGGCGUGCUACGGGGCCAGCCUUUUGAGAACCUCGCCGAUCUCCAAACCCUAAACCUGAACUGGAAUAAGAUCACGCACAUAGAGGUGUCUGUGUUCGCCGGUCUGGAAAACCUUCAGAAACUGGAAAUGGAAGAAAAUCUUUUGGAUGAACAUUCUCUCCGCACACUAUGCCAGGACUUACCAACAGUCGAGUGGCUGGAGCUUGAGAGAAACAGCAUUACGGCUUUAGGUCCGGAAUAUCUGCAGGGCUGCCAGAAUCUGACCAUGUUAAAUCUGUCGCGGAAUCCGAUGACUGAGAUCUCUGCCGAUCUAUUCGAGGAUAUUCCCUACUUACAAUCUCUCUACUUCAGCAAAUUCCAGUACUGUGGCUUCGCCCCACACGUAAGAAACUGUCAGCCGUAUACAGACGGCAUCUCGUCAUUUGAAGACCUGCUGGCCAAUGUGGUUCUACGGACAUGUGUGUGGAUUGUCUCCAUCGUCACGUGUACUGGCAACACCGGUGUCAUCAUCGGGCGUACCGCCAUCAAACAAGAGAACAAAGUUCACUCUUUCUUCAUCCAGAAUCUCUGUGCUUCUGACUUAAUCAUGGGGAUCUACCUUCUUAUUAUUGGCUCUAAGGAUGUCAUGCUCCGCGGUGUGUAUAACCAGCACGCCGAAGAGUGGAAGGUUGGUUACGGCUGUAAACUGAGCGGCUUCCUGGCCAUGCUGUCCGCAGAGGUAUCGGUUCUUCUCCUCACCUACAUGUCCGUGGAAAGGUUCCUCUGUGUUGUCUUUCCUUAUCGUGACAACAGACCUGAUCGCUGGCAGGCGGGAGUGACUAUACUCCUGAUAUGGCUAGGCGGGUUCCUGCUCGCACUCGUGCCGCUGAUGGUCCCAGAGUACUUCGGGAACUUUUACGGCAGCAACGGCGUGUGUUUCCCGCUGCACCUGCACGAGCCGUACAUGGCAGGGUGGGAGUACAGCGCCUUCAUCUUCAUCGGUAUCAACUUCUCCUCCCUCCUGGUCAUCAUGGCGGCGUACAUAGGCAUGUUUAUCUCCAUACAGCGCACGCGCAGCUCCAUAGCCACGCCCUUCUCGUUGUUGAGUGACAUGUCCUUCGCCAAGCGGUUCUUCUUCAUCGUGCUGACGGACUCCCUGGUCUGGCUCCCCAUCACGGCUAUCAAGUUCAUGGCCCUAACCAGCGGGCCCAUUUCAGGCACGACCUACGCGUGGAUUGUGAUCUUCGUGCUGCCCAUCAACAGCGCCAUCAACCCGAUUCUGUACUCCCUCACCACCAAAACAUUCACCACCCUCAUCGACCACGUGGUCAGGGGCAGUCCGCUCAGCUGUGGGCCGGAGGUGGUGAAAGGGACACAGGGUGUGACUACAACUGGCGGUAACAGCACGUGUGUAACCGGCCCGACGUCGUCUUCACAGAUUGGCUACCCACUUCGACCUCUCCGAGCUUAUAGAGCAAAACGCUCGUUUGAAAGUGAAAUGUCAGUAUCUUCCAGCUGCAACCCCAGUGUUCAAAUCCAGUUUAACACUAUGGGAAACGAACCCAUGGCGGCUAACGCGCUCAGCAUCAGAUUCCACGGGCGUAGUUUGGCCGACGUGCCGGAGCAUCCUUCCUGUAGCGACCCGUCCAACAGAGAAGAGGAAGAAAGCAGUGGGGACGAGACGAGUCAGAAAGACGACCAGACUGCGGUGACAUCACCUGCGGACACCCUUGACACAUCCGAAGGAGACACAAGUAUCAACGAAGCCAACGAGAAGCCCAAAACAAAUAGCAAUACCUUUGUUGUCAGCACCGUCCAAGCAGAAAUCUGUAACCCACCCGACUCACCGACAUGUCCGCCAAACUUGAGCAAACUACCGGCUGUCCUUUGUAUGGAGGAGCACGUGGGCAUGGCGUCUUCUCCUACAAAACCGGCCUGCUCAGACAUCAACAUGGAGUCACACCCUCAAAUGACUGUCUUCAAUGGAAAGGGAAAAGUCACAGCUGUCUAA
Messenger RNA from Branchiostoma belcheri (Belcher's lancelet), 2490 nucleotides. Its product is annotated as relaxin receptor 1-like. Gene Ontology annotation, biological process: G protein-coupled receptor signaling pathway. The transcript has 14 exons. NCBI's taxonomy places the organism in Eukaryota, Metazoa, Chordata, Leptocardii, Amphioxiformes, Branchiostomatidae. The record is from RefSeq and is a predicted model, not a curated record. Gene Ontology annotation, molecular function: G protein-coupled receptor activity; protein binding; protein-hormone receptor activity. The coding region runs from base 1 to 2490 and encodes 829 amino acids. Gene Ontology annotation, cellular component: membrane.